UCCAUGCUUUUUGGAGAGUAUGUGUCAUCACAAAGUCUCCAGUGUCAGUCUGUUUUGUUCCUGAGUGAAAAUUCCUGGCUUAAUCUAUUUUUGCCAAUAAAUUGUUGUUUUUUGCGUAUUCUGGUCAUAAAAGUGGUGAAGUUGAUGAGAUUUGCAUCGAUUGUCGCUGGUGCUGGUGUUAUAUUCCUACGGGAAAGUGCGAUUCAGGUGAAAUUUGGGAAAAAUGGUGGGGCUGGUGGAGCAGAUGUCAACUUUCCCAAUUAAUUCACGAAUUAAGGUGAAUAGUGACUAUGGGACAGUGAAAUUUUUUGGUGAGAUCAAAGGUUAUUCCGGAUUGUGGGUGGGUGUUGAGUGGGAUGAUUCUCGUCGCGGGAAGCACAAUGGAUGUGUCAAUGAGAUUCAGUACUUUGAAACGACAUGUCCUAAUGCAGGCUCUAUGAUUCGUCCGGGGAAGAUUGUUCCAUUUGAUUCUCUGGCUGGAGCCAUUGAGAAGCGCUAUGUACUGAAUAUUGGCAAUCCCCUGGAUGAGAAUCUCAUGCAGCAAGUCAAGGAGAAUGUGAAAGCAUCAAUUUUUGAAUUUGUUGGAGCUGAGAAGAUCAUGAAGAAACAGAGCCAUGUGGAGCUACUUGAGGAUAUUUCUGUGGCAUGCUCAAAUACCCAAACUGCAGGGGAUUUAAUGCCCUUCUGCAAUUUGGUUACGGUCAAUCUUUCGGCUACACUCAUUUGGAAUUGGAGAAUUGUUGCAGACAUUGCCAGUCAAUUGCCACGUCUAUCCUACUUGAAUCUAUCGCAAAAUCGACUUGUAUUGCCCUCGGAUUUGGAUAUUUCUGACCUCGAACCAUCAUUCCGUCACGUGAAGGACAUCAAUUUGAGCGACUGUGGAUUGAGUUCCUUCAAGGAUAUUCUCCAAACUGCUCGUCUCUUUCCCUGGAUUGAAUACCUCUCGCUGCAGAAUAACAAUAUUUCAACUCUUGCCGUCCCAGAUUGCAAUUUUGUCUUCAAAAAUCUUCUUAACCUGGAUCUGCACAUGAAUAAGCUGUCGAACUUUGACGAAAUCCUCAAACUUGGUAAUAUCCAGAGUUUGGAAGUGCUCCUUCUCAUGCAUAAUGGAUUGAGAAGGAUCCACUUACCGGAUUGUGAGCCCACUCAACACUUGGACAUUUUUCCCAAUCUGCUGGAGAUCAACUUGAAGAAUAAUCCCAUUGAGAAUGAAGUUGAGACAUUCAAUGAACUGGACAAAUUGCAGCAUCUGUCUGUGGUCAAUCAGACACCGGAUCCAAAAAGUGGCUUUGAGAAUAUGUUUUCUCAUGCCGUGGCAUUAAUUAGCAAUCUCAAGAGCCUCAACAAGAUUAAUGUGAAUCCAAUAAGCAGACGGGAAGCUGAGUAUGAUAUCUGGAAGAAAUAUGGCUGGGAAUAUUUGCUGACAAGUGGCAGCCCUACUGACAGAAAUAAGUUUAUGCGGAAAAUUCGUGCCUACGGAAAAAUUGUUGAGAAAUACGGCUGCCCCGAUGAAGCUCUUGUACGUCCAGCGACUAAACAAUCAUCAGUGAUCACUGUGAACUUACUGGAUCCCGAAGCAAAUCGACUGGUGACCAAGAAACUUCCCAAAAAGAUGAUGAUUCAAGCACUUCAGGGACUUGUUAUUAAGCUGUUUAAAUCUGAACCAGGAAAAUUUCCAAUACUCAGUUAUGUGGAUGCCGAAAGGCAAGAUGUAUGUGUCGUUUUGGAUAAUAUGUCCAAAAACCUGGAUUACUAUUCCAUCCAGGAUGGUGAUACAAUAAUAAUUCAGUGGUAAAAUCACAA
Molecule: messenger RNA, 1803 nt
Organism: Phlebotomus papatasi
Lineage: Eukaryota; Metazoa; Arthropoda; Insecta; Diptera; Psychodidae
Gene: Tbce
Product: tubulin-specific chaperone E
Exons: 4
Coding region: 224-1795 (523 amino acids)
Molecular function (GO): protein binding
Source: RefSeq, a predicted model, not a curated record